This is a messenger RNA of Mycotypha africana, 1077 nucleotides long. RefSeq names its product fructose-bisphosphate aldolase, class II. Gene Ontology annotation, molecular function: zinc ion binding; fructose-bisphosphate aldolase activity. Gene Ontology annotation, cellular component: cytosol. Gene Ontology annotation, biological process: glycolytic process; gluconeogenesis. The transcript has 3 exons. The coding region runs from base 1 to 1077 and encodes 358 amino acids. NCBI's taxonomy places the organism in Eukaryota, Fungi, Mucoromycota, Mucoromycetes, Mucorales, Mycotyphaceae. The record is from RefSeq and is a predicted model, not a curated record.
AUGGGUCUCUUAGAUAUUGUUCCUGCUGGUGUCAUUACUGGUGAUAACGUUAAGAAGCUUUUCGACUACGCUCGUGAACACAAGUUCGCCAUCCCUGCCAUUAACUGUACCUCCACCAGUACCGUCAAUGCUGCUUUGGAAGCUGCCCGCAAGAACGGUUCUCCCAUCAUCAUCCAAUUCUCCAACGGUGGUUCCGCUUUCUUCUGUGGUAAGGCCAUUGAUAACAAGAACCAAGAAGCCUCUAUCCUUGGUGCUGUUGCCGGUGCUCAAUAUGUCCGUUCCGUUGCCAAGGCCUACGGUGUCCCCGUCCUUAUCCACUCUGACCACUGUGCCAAGAAGCUCCUCCCUUGGUUCGAUGGUAUGCUCAAGGCUGAUGAAGAAUACUUCAAGGCUCACGGUGAACCUCUCUUCUCUUCUCACAUGUUGGAUCUUUCUGAAGAACCCAUGGAAGAAAACAUUGAAGUCUGUCUUAAGUACCUUAAGCGCAUGGCUCCCAUGAAGUGUCUCCUUGAAAUGGAAAUCGGUAUCACCGGUGGUGAAGAAGAUGGUGUCGAUAACACUGGUGUCGACAACUCUGCCCUCUACACUCAACCCGAAGAUAUCUGGGAAAUCUACCGUCGCUUCUCUGAAGUCUCUGACAUGUUCUCCAUUGCCGCUGCUUUCGGUAACGUUCACGGUGUCUAUGCUCCCGGUAACGUCAAGCUCCACCCCGAACUCCUCGGUAAGCACCAAGCUUACGUCAAGGAACAACUCAAGACUGACGAAGAAAAGCCCGUCUUCUUCGUUUUCCACGGUGGUUCCGGUUCUACUGAACAAGAAAUCACUCUUGCCCUUAGCCACGGUGUUGUUAAGAUGAACAUCGAUACCGAUACUCAAUGGGCUUACUGGGAAGGUCUCCGUGACUUCUAUGAAAAGAACAAGGCCUACCUCCAAACCCAAGUUGGUAACCCCGAAGGUGAAAACAAGCCCAACAAGAAGUUCUACGAUCCUCGUGUCUUCAUCCGUGCUGCUGAACAAACCAUGAUCUCUCGUAUCCAACAAGCUCUUGACCGUUUGAACAACAAGAACGUUUUGUAA